CCCUCCUCCCCCUCUCUAGCAGACGAAUUCGACUGCGCUGCUCCUUUCGGCCAGCUCCGGAAGCAUUUGACGGCUGAGGACCACUGGAGGACUGGUUUUACGUUUUGAAACGCAAAGAUAUUCGUAUUUCUUAUUUAUUUAGUUCCGUUCAGUGCACUUUAGUGAUUGAAUUGAUGAAUUGAAAAGAAACAAAGAUGAAAAUUAUGUUUCUACUGAUUCAUAAACAAGAAAACUUGUUAACAAUGAUAACUUUUCUACAACAACGGAAUGAAAAAAUGUUUCAGCUGUGUGAAUCAAGGUCUGGACUUAGAGGAUCAUCACACGAGUUAAACAAGGAAUUUCUUCUGGCAUUGGUUGGUGAAGUGGUCUUUCAACUGACUAGCAUGGAAUUCCUCAUCAGAACAUAUUACUUCAAUAUCCAUCAUGAUAUCCUGAUCAACUGUGAGUUCGUUAACAUCAGAUACAUUAUCUACUGGCAUAAGGGAACAGUUGGAUGACAGUGAAGGGAAUGGAUUUGAAUUGCAGAGCAUUUGGAUUAUUAUUCAAUCCACAACGAAGUCGAAUGAUCCCAAAAAAGUGUUCCAAUGGGUCCUGCUGCAUGUGCCUAGUGGCUACAUAACUCAAUGGGUUGUUCUGCCGAUGAAGAAGCUGGUGGGCUAGAGUUAUAGUUGAUCGUAUCGUUGCGAUAAAUCCAAUAAUACAGGUUUUCCUUCUA
Daphnia magna is the source of this 715-nucleotide messenger RNA. RefSeq lists its product as uncharacterized. The record is from RefSeq and is a predicted model, not a curated record. The transcript has 6 exons. Bases 195 to 497 code for a protein of 100 amino acids. Lineage: Eukaryota; Metazoa; Arthropoda; Branchiopoda; Diplostraca; Daphniidae.